Molecule: messenger RNA, 1239 nt
Organism: Hordeum vulgare subsp. vulgare (domesticated barley)
Lineage: Eukaryota; Viridiplantae; Streptophyta; Magnoliopsida; Poales; Poaceae
Product: putative methyltransferase DDB_G0268948
Exons: 2
Coding region: 273-1073 (266 amino acids)
Molecular function (GO): S-adenosylmethionine-dependent methyltransferase activity
Source: RefSeq, a predicted model, not a curated record
AAGAGGAAGCUUGCAGGAACGUUCAUGUGGCAACACGAGACACGUGCGAGCCAACUUGUCCAAUUUCUCCACGACGCUCCAGCCAAUCUGGGCAACGCCGGAAGCAUCCAACGGCACCGGACCGGGUAGCUUGGGAAGAAAGCACUCCCAAGCUCAACCUCUCUAUAAGUAUGUAUGUGCAGUGCACAGAAAAAAGUAUCAUAGCAUACACUAGAAUCCAUCUCCUGGCUUCAAUCAACCCACAGGGCUAAGCACUACGCGUCGAGAGGGAGAUGGCGAAUCUGUUCCUGAAGCAGGCGAAGCACUAUGCGGCGGCGCGGCCGGACUACCCGGCCGAGCUCUUCCAGUUCAUCGCCUCCAAGACGGCGCGCCAUGACCUCGCGUGGGACGUCGGCACCGGCAGCGGCCAGGCCGCAGUCUCGCUGGCGAAGCUGUACAAGAAGGUGGUGGGCACGGACACGAGCGCGCAGCAGCUGGCCUACGCGCCGGCCCUCCCCAACGUGCGGUACGCCCACACACCGGCGGACCUGCCGCUCGAGGGCAUCCACGCGGCCGUCGCGCCGCCGGGCUCCGUCGACGUGGUCACCGUGGCGCAGGCAUUCCACUGGCUCGACCUGCCGCGCUUCUACGCGCAGACGCGCUCCCUCCUGCGCGCGCACGGCGUACUGGCCGCAUGGUGCUACACGGAGCCCCGCGUGGGCGCGGCCGUCGACGCCGUCUUCUGGCGCCUCUACAACGGCUCGCAGCCGCACUGGGCGCCCAACCGGAAGAUGGUCGACGACGAGUACCGCAGCGCCGACUUCCCCUUCGACCCCGUCGACGGGGAGGAUCACACGGGCCCCUUCGAGUUCUCCACGGAGCGCAGCAUGGACCUUGACGACUACUUCACCUACAUCAAGUCUUGGUCCGCGUACCAGACCGCCAAGGACAAUGGCGUCGAGCUGCUCGACGAGGACACCGUGCGGGCGUUCGCUGACGCGUGGGGCGACGACCGUGGGGAGGUCAAGACGGUGAGGUACCCCAUCUUCCUCAGGAUCGGCAAGGUGAGGCCGGAAUCAACGGAUGCGGCAUGAUGAUGCGAGUGGCCUUGAGGAAAGGAUGCUGUCGAGUCUGCUCGCACCAAUACGCCGCACUGAGGAUGCUGCUGGGAUAUGAAUAAGAUGUUUUUGGGUCCCUCAUGGUCCCAUUCCAUAUUCAGUUUUAUGAAAUAUGGUAUUGUUAAUAGAAUUUCCAGUCUCA